Molecule: messenger RNA, 1005 nt
Organism: Effrenium voratum
Lineage: Eukaryota; Dinophyceae; Suessiales; Symbiodiniaceae
Source: the annotation of a GenBank genome assembly
AUGUCUGAUGAAGCGGAGCUCCGAGAGCAGUUGGGCCAGGAGGAAGAUGAGGUGCCAGAGGCAGAUUCGAUUUCCCUCAGCAUCGUCAUCCGGGCUUGUGGCCAAGGCCGCCGUUGGACCGAAGCGCUGAGACUUUUCCAUUUCCGGCCGCGGCGGGAGUUCGCCUCGCCGCUGGGCGCCGCCGCUGCCCUGUUGCGGAAUGAGCCGACAGAGACAGAGGCGGAGCUGAUGAUGCGGAAUGCGACGAUCACUGCCUGCGACAAGGCCUCCGCCUGGGUGGCCGCGCUGCAGCUGCUGCCGGGCGACCUCUGCGGCAGCAACUCGGCGCUCAGCGCCUGCGCGAAACGCAGCCGCUGGCAGAAGGCCUUGGCCCUCUUGGACCAGAUGCCCCGCAAGGACAUCAUCUCCUACAACACGUGCAUCACUGCCUGCCGGGAGCUGUGGGCCAAAGCAUUGGCGCUUCUGCAGGAAGCACAAAACCUGCAGCUCCGCCUCACCACAAUCAGCUUCAAUGCGGCAAUCGCAUCCUGCGACAAAGGGCACAGGUGGCAGAAGGCUGUGGAGAUCUUUGAGGCGAUGCGUUUUGCCCGGGUGCAGCCUAGCCAGGUGACCUACAACAGCCUGAUCAGCGCCUGUGAGGUGGGUUUGCCCUUGCAACAGCUUCUGCGCCUGACGCAGCACCCGGCCGCCUUCGCGGCUUCCGCCGCGGCCUGCGCCAAGCAGAGGGCGUGGGCGGCGGCCGUGUGGAGCCUGGCGCAGGCGCCCAAAAUCCCGCUGGGCGCUGGGCAAGCCACGCUGAAGGCUUGCGCUGAGGCGCUGCAAUGGCGCUGCGUUUUGGAUCUCCUCGCCAUUGGCGUGGGCCGUUGCGAGGAAGCCGCGGGCACCGCCUUGGCCUUGGCGGGCAAGGCCAAGCCGGGCGCGGCUUUGGACGAGAGCCGCCGCCCUGUGGCAAGAGAGGCGGUCGUUUCUUCCAGCCACCUCAUGCCCUUGGCAGAUGGGUCGUAG